Molecule: messenger RNA, 1231 nt
Organism: Ricinus communis (castor bean)
Lineage: Eukaryota; Viridiplantae; Streptophyta; Magnoliopsida; Malpighiales; Euphorbiaceae
Product: glucan endo-1,3-beta-glucosidase, basic isoform-like
Exons: 2
Coding region: 71-1102 (343 amino acids)
Biological process (GO): carbohydrate metabolic process
Cellular component (GO): plasma membrane; cell wall
Molecular function (GO): hydrolase activity, hydrolyzing O-glycosyl compounds
Source: RefSeq, a predicted model, not a curated record
AGCAAAUUAGUGGAGUAAAGUAAUAUAUUUGCAACCUCUUCCUAGUUUAUUAUCUAUUACUUCUUUCAAUAUGGUGAGAUCUUCUUCAGUUGGCAAAAGCCCUUCCAUGCUUUCCAUAAUGCUGCUCUUCGGGCUGCUACUUGCAACCCUAGAUACAACAGGUGCCCAAAUAGGUGUUUGCUAUGGAAUGCUUGGAAACAACUUGCCACCAUCACGAGAUGUUGUAGCUCUUUACAACCAAAACAACAUCCGCAGAAUGCGACUCUAUGACCCAAAUCAGAAUGCUCUCCAAGCCCUGAGAGGUUCCAACAUUGAGGUUAUGCUUGGCCUUCCUAACGAUGCUCUUCAGAGAAUUGCUAGUAACCAAGCUGAAGCAAAUUCAUGGGUGCAAAAUAAUGUACGGAACUUUGGCAAUGUCAGAUUUCGUUACAUUGCAGUUGGAAAUGAGGUUAAACCUUCGGAUUCAUUUGCCCAGUUUCUUGUUCCUGCGAUGCAAAAUAUUCGCAAUGCGCUCAACUCUGCUGGUCUAAGCAAUAUUAAAGUUUCCACUGCCAUUGAUACUGGAGUUCUUGGAGAGUCUUUUCCUCCUUCGAAAGGCUCUUUCAAGCAAGAAUAUAGACCAAUUCUUGAUCCUACCAUUCGGUUUCUAGUCAACAACCAAUCUCCCUUACUUGUCAACUUGUAUCCUUACUUCAGUUACAUAGGCAACCCCAGAGACAUUCGUCUUGAUUAUGCUCUUUUCACAGCUCCAUCACCAGUAGUCUCUGAUCCGCCCCGUAAUUAUCAAAACCUUUUUGAUGCAAUUCUUGAUGCAGUAUACGCUGCCUUGGAGAAAUCUGGCGGAAGUUCUUUAGAGAUUGUUGUAUCAGAAAGUGGUUGGCCUACAGCAGGAGGGACAGCAACAUCAGUUGAUAAUGCAAGAACUUACAUCAACAACUUGAUUCAACAUGUCAAAAGAGGGACCCCAAAGAGGCCUGGAAAAGCAAUCGAAACUUAUAUUUUUGCAAUGUUUAAUGAGAAUAACAAAAGCCCAGAAUUUGAAAAGAAUUGGGGUCUCUUUUCUCCAAACAGACAACCUAAAUAUCCUGUAAAUUUCAAUUAAAAUUCCUCCUAGCUAAUGGCAAUGUUCCCUAUAUACCAAUAAAUAAGACUUUCUAAAUCCCUCUUAAAAGAUGGGGGAAAAGCUAUUUAUAUGAUUUUGGCAAGAUAAAUCAAGAAAGGUUAUUAUAUA